Peromyscus californicus insignis is the source of this 950-nucleotide messenger RNA. It is a transcript of the gene Phpt1, whose product is annotated as phosphohistidine phosphatase 1. The record is from RefSeq and is a predicted model, not a curated record. Gene Ontology annotation, molecular function: protein histidine phosphatase activity. Gene Ontology annotation, cellular component: cytosol. Gene Ontology annotation, biological process: peptidyl-histidine dephosphorylation. Lineage: Eukaryota; Metazoa; Chordata; Mammalia; Rodentia; Cricetidae. Bases 412 to 786 code for a protein of 124 amino acids. The transcript has 3 exons.
AGGGGGAAGAGAGAUCUUCGGGCUUAUGGGUGUCGGGGAAGAGAAGACUUCGGAUUUAAUGGUUUAUGCUAGGGGAUUGAAGCCUUAGGACCCAGGAGUGGAGCCGGGGUGCGUCACUGCAUCCUCUUUUGCUGCCCCACUUCCAGCAGCUUGAUUUGCAGCAUCACGGGAUUUCCCUACAUUGCAGCUCCUUUAACUGGUACUCAAGAUCUCAAAGCUGCAAAGAACUGGAUUGCAAUUGGCUAGUCAGUGCCUCGGGUCGGAAGUACAACUGGUUGAGGCUCUGGGCCUCGGGAAACAUCCCCUCACGCGAUUGGCCAGGGCUGCCAAAGGGCCCGCCUCCCCCACGCUAGGCCUCGGUCGGGUUGGGAAAGGGGUUCUGGGGUCCUGAGGCCGAGCGCUUUGGGGAACAUGGCGGCGGACCUCGCUCAGAUUCCUGAUGUGGACAUCGACUCGGACGGCGUCUUCAAGUACGUGCUGAUUCGAGUCCACUUAGGACCGCCCUCCGGGGAUCCGACGAAGGAGUGCAAGGAAAUCGUGCGUGGCUACAAAUGGGCAGAGUACCACGCGGAUAUCUAUGACAAAGUGUCAGGCGAGCUGCAGAAGAAUGGCUAUGACUGUGAGUGCCUAGGCGGCGGACGCAUCUCCCAUCAGAGCCAAGACAGGAAGAUACACGUGUAUGGCUACUCUAUGGGUUAUGGUCGUGCCCAGCACUCUGUUUCAACUGAGAAGAUCAAAGCCAAGUAUCCUGAUUAUGAGGUCACCUGGGCUGAUGAUGGCUACUGAGGCCCUGCCCCCAGCAACUAAGUCAGGACUCUGUUCUUCCUGUGUUGUCUCCGAGGGGCUGUCCCUGUGCUUUCCUUUCGUACCUUGGGCAACAUGCCACCUGCCAGGCCUUAGAAGCCAGACCAAUCUGUCCAUAGGAAUUAAAAGCAUUGAUAUGCCUGCUA